CUUCCUUUUGCUUGGACUUCUAGAGAAGUUCACGACAAUUGGUGUUCCAGUUCCCUUUUUCUUUCAGUUUCCUUGGAUAUCGCAGUGCAUUGAAUUUGUAAUACUUUGUGUUGUUGCUUGAAAUUUUCUUGGAUGCAAAGAUCUAGGAUAUUAAAUUAUUCAACAUAAUGACUUGAUGGAAGAGUUGAUAAAUGAAAAACUUCCAGUACAUGAAAUUUGAGGCAUGUUGAUUAGGUUUUCAAAUGUCAUGGUUGCUAUCUUAUCAUUCAUUUUUGACACCAUCAUCCGUUGUUACUGUUUACUUGUUUCGAGACUGAAUGUGCUCUAGCAUGAUUGCUACUGUAACCUAUUAUUUGUAGUAUACAAAUGUGUAUUGUUAAAUUGAACUGUAACAUUACUAGAUGGCUAUAUGUAUGUACAGAUUGCUGCAAUGAGUAGCAAAGUAGCUGGUUCAUCAGCCCUUCAUGGUCGUGAUGGUUAUGGUUCAGCGAUGGCGGAGUCCCCUGGUGACUAUGUGCCAUCAUCAAGCCAUGGGUAUGGUCUCAAAGGUGAUCAAUUCUCCUCGGGGAUAAUUUCUGACUAUACUUCACUGGACAGAUCGUAUGGUGACCGUCAAAAUGCUUAUAGUGGGAGGGAGUUGCAAAGUGAGUCAAGUAGACGGUUCUCUGAUACUGUUGGUCUUGGUCAGCUUGAGAUUUACGAUCCCAUUGAUCAGGCAUCAUUGCUCCGACAACAACAAAUGCUGAAAGCCCAGUCUCUGCAAUCUGCCCCUCUAGAUGGGGGUGCUAGACACUGAUUAUCUUGCAGCAAAGAGUGCUGCUAUUCAUCAUUCAACCCAAGAUAUUAGCUCCUAUGGUGGAAGAAUGGAUUCAGAUCCUCGCAAUUUAUCAAUGCUUGGUGCUUCUUAUGGUGGACAAAGUGCUUCAUCAAUCCUGGGGGCAGCUCCUCGGAGAAAUAUUGAUGAUCUCAUGUAUGCGCAAGGUUCAUCAAGUUCAGGUUAUGGAGUGAGCCUGCCUCCUGGUCGGGACUAUGCCACUGGAAAAGGACUUAAAAGUGGUGCUUCUCUUGAGUUUGGUUAUCCAAGUAGUAUCCUGUCACGCGGUGGGCAUUCAAGCAUUGGAGGAUCUAGGAUUGAUGAAAGAAAGGAUGAAAGGAUUGGGCUUUGUCAGGAGGUUGAGAUAAGGGAGGAGGAGCAUCGUAGGGAGCACAUGCGAGAAAGGGAGAAGGAGCGGGAGCGGGAGCG
Messenger RNA from Telopea speciosissima, 1243 nucleotides. Its product is annotated as protein SHORT ROOT IN SALT MEDIUM 1-like. Gene Ontology annotation, biological process: regulation of DNA-templated transcription. The record is from RefSeq and is a predicted model, not a curated record. Gene Ontology annotation, cellular component: nucleus. The transcript has 4 exons. NCBI's taxonomy places the organism in Eukaryota, Viridiplantae, Streptophyta, Magnoliopsida, Proteales, Proteaceae. The coding region runs from base 410 to 796 and encodes 128 amino acids.